Dentiscutata erythropus is the source of this 434-nucleotide messenger RNA. NCBI's taxonomy places the organism in Eukaryota, Fungi, Glomeromycota, Glomeromycetes, Diversisporales, Gigasporaceae. The record is from the annotation of a GenBank genome assembly.
UGGAUUCAUGGGGUCGAAAGCCUAUACAACUUAUGGGCUUUACAGCUCUUACCGCAUUAUUCAUUGUUCUCGGAUUUGGUUUUAACCCAAUUAAAGAUAAAUCUAUACCUCUUUUCAUUUUCUUUAUGAACUUUGGACCCAAUGCAACAACAUUUAUUGUUCCCGGUGAAGUUUUCCCUACCCGUUAUCGAUCAACUGGUCACGGUAUUAGUGCAGCAUCAGGAAAAUUAGGAGCUAUUAUUGCUCAAGUAGGAGAAAAAGGCUCUAAUGCUUUUCUACCUCACUUAUUACAGAUUUUUGCUGCUUUCAUGUUUGCUGGUUUAUUAUUCACUUUCUUAAUUCCUGAAACGAAAGGAAAAACUUUAGAAGAAUUAUCAAAUGAAGAUCAACAUGAUUUUGUAAGAAAAAGAACAAAGGUGAAAGAUACUUUAUAA